ACCACUCUCCCCCAUUCGAUUGGUCCGCUGCUUCCGUCAAUCACUACCACCCCCCACUUCGGACGUUUGGCAUUGUGAGGUGGAGCAUGUGCAGUGGGGAUACGAAGCCGGUGUCAGGAGGUCGUGUGAAAAUUCGCAGCGGGACAGAAACUGUCGGGUGACUGAGAGGGAUGGAUCCGGCUAGUGGUUUUGAUAGGAGAGCUUCACAACACCUGGUAAGGGGAGGAUUUGCACGUGGGAAACUGAAACCAAACAUCACAUCAGAGUCACUCAAUUCAUCAGGACCUGAAGAUUAUUGGCCUUCGAACAUGGAAGCAAAAAGCACCGUUCAGACUGGGGCAAAACAAUGUAAAUGCGAGGACUGUGAGAAGAGAUUCAAUUACCCAUCUGAGCUGGAAAUUCAUCGGCGCAGUCACACUGGGGAGAGACCUUUCACCUGCUCCAUGUGUGGGAAGGGAUUCACUAAUUUCUCUUCCCUGCAGAAACACCAGCUGGCUCACGCUGACGAGAGACCUUUUAAAUGCGCUGACUGUGGAAAGAGUUUUAAAAGCCUAAAUGUACUAAGGAUGCACCAGUGCAUUCACACUGGGGGCAGGCCAUUCAGUUGCUCACAGUGUGGGAAGAGGUUCAGGGUAUCAUCUGAGCUGUUGAUGCACCAGUGAGUUCAUACUGACAAGAGACCUUUCAAAUGUGCAGACUGUGAGAAAUGCUAUAAAAGGUCAGAGGAACUGUGGCACCAUCAACGUGUUCACACUGAUGAGAGACCAUUCAGAUGUUCUCAAUGUGGGACUGGGUUCAGGCGAUCAGCUGAUCUUAUUCGACACCAGCGCAUUCACAUUGGGGAGAAGCCUUUCACCUGCUCUGAAUGUGGGAAGGGAUUCACUCAGUUAUCCCAUCGGCUAAGGUACCAUCGAGUUCACACUGAAGAGACCUUUUAAAUGUCCGGACUGUAGGAAGUGCUUUAAAAGUCCUGAGGAACUGCGGUCUAUCAACGUGUUCAUACUGACAAGAGACCAUUCGGAUGCUCUCACUGUGGGACUGGGUUCAAGCAACCAGGUGACCUCACUGUACACCAGCGCACUCAGACUGGGGAGAGGCCGUUCAUCUGCUCUGAGUGUGAGAAGGGAUUCACUUGUUUAUCCAACCUUAUGAGACAUUGGCAAGUUCAUUAAUGACAGCAGGGGUUAGAUUCUGCUGUUAUUGCUGCUGUUAAUCAAGUCCAUGACUUAUUGUGUUUAUUCUGAUAGCUGGGAUUUAUUCCUGAGGUCAUUUACCCUUCCUGUUAGACUUAGCCUGUACCCCAUACCAUCUCUCAUCCAUGCAUGAAUAGACUAUGAUGUCUUCAAGCCUCUUUUAAAAUUUAAAUCCAUUCAUAAACUGUAU
Messenger RNA from Carcharodon carcharias (great white shark), 1383 nucleotides. RefSeq names its product gastrula zinc finger protein XlCGF49.1-like. Gene Ontology annotation, molecular function: DNA-binding transcription factor activity, RNA polymerase II-specific; RNA polymerase II cis-regulatory region sequence-specific DNA binding. NCBI's taxonomy places the organism in Eukaryota, Metazoa, Chordata, Chondrichthyes, Lamniformes, Lamnidae. Bases 171 to 662 code for a protein of 163 amino acids. The record is from RefSeq and is a predicted model, not a curated record. The transcript has 2 exons. Gene Ontology annotation, biological process: regulation of transcription by RNA polymerase II.